UUUCCUUUCCCUCUCUUUGGCUCUACUCAAAUAUUCUGACCUUAUAUAGACACCUUUUCACCAAACCUAUGCUGCAAAGACAAAGGUGACCAAAACAGAAACACCAGAGGCUGCUAAAAGGUUCUACUUCUACAAGCCAUGGACAUCAAAAUAGAAAGUGAUGAUUCUCAGAAUGAGGAGAAUGAAGAAAGGCUACCACUCCUGAGAAAUAGUGAGGUGCCAGAAGCAGAGAGGAAUCUGAUUCAGAAAGCCAUUAGCCAGACAUUUCAGAGCACCGCACAUUUGGGCAACCUUUUACCAACUGGCACAGUCCUUGCUUUCCAACUUCUGUCCCCGAUCUUCACAAAUGUUGGCAACUGUGACUCUGUCAGCAAGGCCAUGACUGCUGCACUUGUAUCUCUCUGUGGUGCCUCAUGCUUCAUGUCAUGUUUAACUGAUAGCUUCCGAGACAGCAAGGGGAGCAUCUGUUAUGGGUUUGCCACCCUCAGGGGCUUGUGGGUCAUUGAUGGAUCAACCACCCUUCCACCUCAACUUGCCGCAAAAUAUCGCCUAAAGUUAAUAGAUUUCAUGCAUGCAGUGAUGUCAGUUUUGGUAUUUGCAGCAAUUGCAUUGUUUGAUCAGAAUGUGGUGAAUUGCUUCUUUCCAGCACCCUCAACUGAGACACAGGAAAUCCUCACAGCAUUGCCAGUGGGUAUUGGCGUUUUGGGCAGCAUGUUCUUUGUUGCAUUUCCUACACAGAGACAUGGAAUUGGCUUCCCCCUUUCAACAGAUUAAUCGUCCAGUUCUGUUUAUAUUAAUCUUUGUUAAUGUCACCGAUUUCAAAAAUUUAGUUGGUUGGAUUCAUUCUUGUGCUUGGAACCAUUUACUUAUAUUCAAUUGAAAUUUAUUAUUUAAA
Molecule: messenger RNA, 895 nt
Organism: Glycine soja
Lineage: Eukaryota; Viridiplantae; Streptophyta; Magnoliopsida; Fabales; Fabaceae
Product: protein DMP4-like
Exons: 1
Coding region: 139-774 (211 amino acids)
Biological process (GO): endomembrane system organization
Source: RefSeq, a predicted model, not a curated record